Messenger RNA from Sorex araneus (European shrew), 3823 nucleotides. Its product is annotated as protocadherin beta-10-like. Lineage: Eukaryota; Metazoa; Chordata; Mammalia; Eulipotyphla; Soricidae. Gene Ontology annotation, biological process: homophilic cell-cell adhesion. The coding region runs from base 344 to 2761 and encodes 805 amino acids. Gene Ontology annotation, molecular function: calcium ion binding. The transcript has a single exon. The record is from RefSeq and is a predicted model, not a curated record. Gene Ontology annotation, cellular component: plasma membrane.
CUUUACAAAAUAAAUUUUAAAAAUGAAAUAUUAAAUGAACCACUAAAGAGCAAAUUUAUAUAUAUGGUCAGGCAUGGAUAAAUUUGAUAGUUAAGUGAGUCUGCUGGAUGCCACGAGGUGGCGCUGCAGGCUUAAGAGAUGGUGGAAUAAUUCAACUGGCAAUGCUGCAGAAGUCACAGACAAAAAAGGGAAGAUCUCGGAAGGUAGACGGAGAAAAGCUGGAGUGACCCAAGAUUGAGCAAAGAAAAACAAACCAGACCCCUACUACUGCAAGGAGGCGAUCUGGGUUUUGUGAUCGCUGUUCUUUCGUGCUGGGAGCUGUGGUUGCGAUCAAUUCUGAUAUAUGACAAGAUCAGGAGAAGCUAUGGAGUCUGGAGGUUUGCACUGCAACAGACAAAGGCAAGUCCUGUUUCUCUUUCUUCUUGGGGGAGUAUCAUUGGCAAGUUCUGAGUUUGGACGAUAUUCAGUGACAGAGGAAAGAGAGAGGGGAUCACUUGUGGCCAAUCUCGCAAAAGAUCUGGGUUUAGGGGAGCAGGAGCUGAUUGCGAGGGGAGCCAGGGUGGUUUUGGAUGAUAACAAACAACACUUGCUCUUAGAUGCUCACACUGGGGAUUUGGUGACAAAUGAGAAACUGGACCGGGAGAAGCUUUGUGGCCAAAUUGAGCCCUGUGUGCUGUAUUUCCAGAUUUUAUUGGAUAACCCCUUUCAGAUUUACCGGGCUGAGCUAAGGAUCUGGGACAUAAAUGAUCAUUCACCAGUGUUUCAGAACAAAGGGAUGGUUUUAAAGAUAUUAGAAAAUGCAGCUGAAGGGACAGCAUUUAGACUAGAAAGAGCACAGGAUUCAGAUGCAGGAGUUAAUGGUAUCCAAAACUAUGCUAUCAGCCCGAACUCCUUUUUCCAUAUUAAAAUUAGUAAUACUGAAGAAGGACUUAUAUAUCCAGAACUAGUGUUGGACAAGACACUCGAUCGGGAGACACAACAGAAUCUCGUUUUAACACUCACAGCAAUGGAUGGAGGGUCUCCACCCAGGUCUGGGACAACCAUUAUACACAUUGUCAUUGUGGAUGUCAAUGACAAUGCCCCAGAGUUUUCUCAGGCAACCUAUGAGACCCAGGUUCUGGAGAAUAGCCCAGUAGGGUCCAUCAUUGCUAAAGUUUCUGCAAGAGAUAGUGAUUCUGGAAUUUAUGGAAACAUAUCCUUUUCAAUUUUUGAAGCUUAUGAAGAUAUUAGAACAACCUUUCAAAUCAAUCCUUUUUCUGGGGAAAUUAUGCUUAAAGUGUUGCUGGACUAUGAGCUAAUAAAGUCUUAUAAAAUAAAUAUACAAGCAAUGGAUGGUGGAGGGCUUUCUGCAAGGUGUACAGUUUUGGUAAAAGUAUUGGACACCAAUGAUAAUCCCCCUGAACUCAUCAUGUCAUCAGUAGCCAACGAUGUGCCUGAGAAUUCCCCUGAUACUCAAAUAGCUGUUUUUAAGAUUAAAGAUAGAGACUCUGGAGAAAAUGGAAAGAUGAUUUGCAACAUUCAAGAUAAUCUGCCUUUCCUUCUAAAACCGUCUGUGGAGAACUUUUACAUAUUAAUGACAGACGGAGCACUAGACAGAGAGAGCCAGGCCGAGUACAACAUCACCAUCACAGUGACAGACAUGGGCACCCCCAGGCUGCAAACACAGCACACCAUCACAGUGCUGGUGUCAGACGUGAACGACAACGCACCCGCCUUCAGCCAGCCCUCCUACACCCUGCUGGUGGGCGAGAACAACAGCCCCGCCCUGCACAUAGGCAGCGUGAGCGCCACCGACCCCGAUGAGGGCAGCAACGCCCAGGUCACCUACUCGCUGCUGCCGCCCCAAGACCCGCAGCUGCCGCUCGCCUCGCUGGUGUCCAUCAACGCGGACAACGGGCAGCUGUUCGCGCUGCGCUCGCUGGACUUCGAGGCCGUGCGCGCCUUCGAGUUCGGCGUGGGCGCGUGGGACCGCGGCUCGCCCGCGCUCGGCAGCCAGGCGCGCGUGCGCGUGCUGGUGCUGGACCGCAACGACAACGCGCCCUUCGUGCUGUACCCGCUGCAGAACGCGUCGGCGCCCUGCAGCGAGCUGGUGCCCAGGGCGGCAGAGGCGGGCUACCUGGUGACCAAGGUGGUGGCGGUGGACGGCGACUCGGGCCAGAACGCCUGGCUGUCGUUCCAGCUGCUCAAGGCCACGGAGCCCGGGCUCUUCAGCGUGUGGGCGCACAAUGGCGAGGUGCGCACUGCGCGGCCGCUCAGCGAGCGCGACGCGCCCAAGCACAGGCUGCUGGUGCUGGUCAAGGACAAUGGCGAGCCGCCGCUGUCGGCCAGCGUCACGCUGCACGUGCUGCUGGUGGACGGCUUCUCGCAGCCCUUCCUGCCGCUGCCCGACGCGCCUGCCGACGCGCCUGCGGACGACCGCCUCACCGUCUACCUGGUGGUGGCCUUGGCCUGCGUGUCGUCGCUCUUCCUCUUCUCCGUGCUGGCCUUCGUGGCCGUGCGCCUGUGCAGGCGGCCUGGCCCUUCCGCGGGGGGGCCCUACCCGCUGCCCGACGCGCACUUCCCGGGACACCUGCUGGACGUCAGUGGCGCUGGGACCCUGUCGCACAGCUACCAGUAUGAGGUGUGUCUGGCGGGGGGCGCUGGCACCAAUGAGUUCAAGUUCCUCAAGCCUAUCUUGCCAGAUUUCCAGGAUCACGUUACUGGGACCAAUAGUGAAGAAAACCCCACAUUCCGCAAUAGCAUUGGAUUUAAUUUUCAGUAAAGGUUUCUUUUAUGUUUCUAUGUACUUUUGAAUUAUUUCACUAUUAUGAUUUUAAUUUAGUUUGAUGGUUCAUAGUUUUUAAUCACUUUCAUUAAGCCAAAUUUCAAUUACUAUUUUUGCGUUGUUAUAUUUUUAUUUAUAUUUUGCAUUAAUUUAUUUUAACUUCAAUUUUCAUGACAUUUUUAAACAAGACUAGUAAGGCUUAAUACUUUCAAAAUGUACAGGACUGUUAUUUCUUAUUUUAAAAACUGAGAGUUUUGAUUAUUCUAGUAUAUUCUGUAUACUGCAUUUAAUUUCCUUAACUACUUGGAACCUCCAUCAUGUAUGAGAGAUGCACCUGUACUUUUGUUCAUAUUUAGUCUCAUUUUCUCUUUUCAUGCUGUGCAAACUUAUCUAGUAUUUAAAAGGAAAUAUUUGUUACUCUGCUGAUGAUAAGAUGAAAUGGGUCAUUUUGAGCUAUAUUGAACUCCAUUAAUCUUAUGCUUAUAUUGUUUUGUCUUCUUUAAAUAUGCUACCAAUGACCUGAUAAUAUUUUACAUUUUUUAACCAUAGCCUAUCCUUAGUCUAUCUUCAUGUUUGUCCCAAAUUUAAAUAUAAUUUAAUAAAAUGAAUGAGGACAUAAAAAUAUUUGGAAUUUUGUGAUGUUAUUAUUAGAAUAUAUUGUUUAAUUUAAUACAUUUAUUUUUCAACUUUAUUGGGAGUUGUCACUUCUAGUGACUCUCAUGGUUUACUCUUGUUCCAUGCUUAGGGAUCUCUUGUAGCUGUGUUCUGUGGACCAUAUGCAGUGGUAGGGAUUGAACCAGGGUCUGUGACAUGUAAAGCAAGUGCCCUGUAGUAUCUUCCUAGCCCAUAAAUUAUUUUUAUUUUAAAAUUUAAAAAUAAAGUUGAACUAAGAAUCAUAAAGAACUCUGGCAGAAAUUUCCCUGGACUUCAUUACUAAAAUACAGAAAUCCAAGACCUCAUAUCUCUUAAUUGUCAGCAAUGUAAAACAUUAUCAAAUGGUUCCUUUUUAGCAGGUCUGACUUUGGGGGAAACUCCAAAUAAUAAUAGUGAGUUUUUGUU